AUGGGCCGCACAAAAAAGUCCUGUCCCCAGCAACCACUGCGCAACAGCCAGACACCUUUCCGGGCUGGCCCGAUGGAGCAGUUCCUGACCACGUUGGCAGAGCUUGCGGGUACUGCGGCCGCACACCACGUGGAAAUGUCCUCGGAGCCCGACAGCCCGGGACCCUCUGAGAUUAGCGAGGCAGCCUCACCCUACCCCAUGUCGCAGCUGAGAGCGGACCUGCGUGCCAUCUCACAGGCGAUGUUCACUAAAACAGAUGCAGGGGCUCUGGAGGCCUCCCUUAAAGGUACAAUCUGGGCAGAGCUAGCAGCAAUCAGGCAGGUUAUCAUUGCCCUCCAGGAUAGGGUGACCACACUGGAGGCUGUAGCUACCACCUCCACCCAGCAACAUCAGGCUGCAGAACUAGCAGCCACAAGGCAGGGGAAUAUGCUGCUGGAUGUAAGGAGGCAGGUAGAAGACCUAGACAAUAGGGGCAAGAGGUGCAAUAUAAGGAUCCAGGGCCUACCUGGCAGCAUGCAGGGGGAACCGCUAGAGGCCAUGCUGCAAACACUCUUCAACUUUAUCCUGGGAAAUGAAGACCCAGAGACCUUCCAACUGGGCCAUGUGCACAGGGCCUUCCGCCAAACCAGGUCAGAUGGCACGCCCCAGGACAUAGUGUGCUGCUUACACUCGUUCUAA
Messenger RNA from Pelobates cultripes (western spadefoot toad), 678 nucleotides. The record is from the annotation of a GenBank genome assembly. NCBI's taxonomy places the organism in Eukaryota, Metazoa, Chordata, Amphibia, Anura, Pelobatidae.